UUUUUUUUUUUUGUGAUUUGAUAGUGCAUUGUAGGUAUAGACUGAUCUUCUCAUCUUUUCCUUUUCAGUCAACUUCUAGGUAUCGCUGUUCAAGAAGAUGAUCCAAGUUCACUCUUAUUGCAACGUUGUGUACCAAUCAUCGAACAAAGGUUACGAACGAUCCACGAGGAUCUAUCACGUCAAAAUGGAAGCUCAUCGGUCAACAUCAUCUACAACAAACGAUUACAUCUCACAGUUGGUGACUGGAAGGGCAACACUCAGUCUCAACAUCAACUUCAAUGACGGUAAUUCCUCUAUCGUCGCAACUUCAACACCAGUGCCAUCCUCUCAUCAACAUGUCUCAACAUCAUCCUCACCAUCAAUGCCAAAUACAGAUGAUCAGGUGCCGCCUCUUUACCGGAUGAAUCGUGCUCUAAAAUCACUGGGUGACUUGUGGAGAGAAUGGUACGUUGGGCUUGCUGGUGGUUACGCAGUGGAUGAUUUAGAAAAACGUUGGGGAUCGCAGUGGAGGAAGGACAGCAAGGAAAGGAAGUUUUACAGUCGAAGACGCCGGAUUAUCGACCAGAUCAACAAGUACUCUGUGGAAAGGAAUGUAUCGACAAGAACAGCCCUGGAACGUGCAGAGGAGCGACGCGCCCGUCAUGGAUAUUCAUUACAUUACUUAGGUGAAAACCCAUGCAUGAUCUAUGAAGAUAUGAUAUAGCGUCUUCUGUUCCCUUCUUUUUUUUUUUUUUAUUUAAUGUAUUAUACUUUUUUUUUUUACAUAUAUAUAAUAAAGGAUUAUUUG
Messenger RNA from Halteromyces radiatus, 787 nucleotides. RefSeq names its product transcriptional activator of glycolytic enzymes-domain-containing protein. Gene Ontology annotation, biological process: positive regulation of ribosomal protein gene transcription by RNA polymerase II. The transcript has a single exon. Lineage: Eukaryota; Fungi; Mucoromycota; Mucoromycetes; Mucorales; Cunninghamellaceae. Gene Ontology annotation, molecular function: RNA polymerase II cis-regulatory region sequence-specific DNA binding; DNA-binding transcription factor activity, RNA polymerase II-specific. The coding region runs from base 98 to 703 and encodes 201 amino acids. The record is from RefSeq and is a predicted model, not a curated record.